Anthonomus grandis grandis is the source of this 4017-nucleotide messenger RNA. RefSeq lists its product as uncharacterized. Gene Ontology annotation, molecular function: nucleic acid binding. Lineage: Eukaryota; Metazoa; Arthropoda; Insecta; Coleoptera; Curculionidae. The coding region runs from base 1 to 4017 and encodes 1338 amino acids. The record is from RefSeq and is a predicted model, not a curated record. The transcript is spliced from 5 exons.
AUGGCAGCUGAAGAGCAAGAAUCGAGACUUACUUGUUUAAAAAAUACAAGGGAAUCCUACAAAGCAAAAUUAGCUAAUUUUACGAAGUUCGUGGGGGAUUUUAAUCCUAAUGUCAAGUCAAUCGAGGAGUUACAGAUCCGCAUAGAAAAGAUUGACAAAACCUAUAAUGAUUUUGAUGAGGUUUCGACUGAUUUAGAGAUUUUGGACACAAGUUCUACUAAAAUUAAAAAUCACAGAAAGGAAAGGCAGACAUUUGAGUCUGAAUUUUAUGAUUCUAUGGGUAAAGCCAGAAAAUUCAUUUUGCAGUCAUUACAGCAAACCCAAACGCACCAACCAGCUUCAAAUAUCUCACCUUCACCUCAACAUUUUACUGUCCAAGAUCGCAUUCAUUUACCACCCAUUAAUUUACCUAUUUUUGACGGGUCACGGGAAAAUUGGUCGCAAUUUCAUGACGCUUUUAAGGCCUUAAUACAUGAAGACAAUAAAACGCCCAAUAAUACCAAAUUAAGGUACCUUAAGGGUUGUUUAACGGGCUCAGUAAAAGGAAUUACUGAACACUAUGAAACCACGGACGAUAACUACCUGAUUGCUUGGGAUUUGCUUUCCAGUCAAUUCCAGGAAUUUCAGCAAGGUCCUAGUCAAGUCUCGACCUAUUGCGAAUCGUCACAGAUACCGCCGCAAAUGAUGGCAACAGCGCAUAGUGAUGCUCCCGCGGAAAACUUAAACGGCUUUUCUUUCUCAGGGUCAACGACGGACCGCGGCGAUACGCAAAAUAUCUGUCGUCAAACUUUGCUUUCUACGGCCGUUAUUUUUAUUGGCUCAGUAGGGGAACGCGGAGUGAUUAAAGCUAGAUGCAUUUUAGAUUCGGGUAGUAUGAGCAAUUUUAUUACUACGGCGCUGGCAAAACGGUUAGGUGUCAGUUUAGAAAGACCACAAACAUCUGUGACAGGUGUAAGUGGCUCUGCCAUUAAUAUUCGGGGUCAGUUAGAGCGUUUUUGGCAUAUUGAGGAGUGCCAGACGGCUCCUAAAAUAUUUUCUAAGGAAGAAAAGGAAGUAGAAGAGCAUUUUAUUCAAAAUACUAGGCGCGAUGUUAACGGUCAGUUCAUCGUAAAGUUACCGCUUCGUGAUAAGUUUACAGACCUCGGAGAAUCCUAUGAUAUGGCAUUAAAACGGUUUUAUUCGCUAGAGCGUAGGCUUAACAGAGAGCCAGAGUUGAAAAAACUUUAUUCUGAGUUUAUGUCAGAGUACAUAGAAAUGGGUCACAUGUCAUUAGUCCUUGACUCAGAAAUAAGUACGCCAAAUAUCUGUUAUUAUUUGCCGCAUCACGGGGUACUUAAACAAUCGAGUUUAACCACGAAGUUGCGUACAGUUUUUGACGCCAGUGCGAAAAGCAGUUCAGGCUUAUCCUUGAACGACGUGCUUAAGGUAGGACCCGUAGUACAGGAUGAUUUAUUUUCUGUAUUGACGCGUUUUAGGAAACAUAACUACGUGAUGUCUGCUGACAUAGCAAAAAUGUUUAGGUGCGUGUCGGUUGAUCAAGGUCAAAGAGAUCUGCAGCGCAUUAUUUGGCGGCCUGACUCCUCAGACGUUUUAAAAAUUUAUCGGCUUAAUACCGUUACCUAUGGACAGGCUUGCUCAUCGUUUUUAGCCGUUAGAUGCUUAUACCAAGUGGGGGUUGAAAGCGAGGAAACAUUCCCUUUGGCAGCGCGAGCAAUAAAAAGAGAUUUUUAUUGUGAUGAUUUUUUAUCUGGUAGUGAUACCAUUGAUGGCUGCAUUAGAUUGCGAAGGGAGGUUUCUGACCUUUUAGAGAAAGGUUCAUUUUUAUUGCGUAAAUGGGCAUCUAAUGAGCCAAGCAUCCUGCAUGACGCCGAGACACACGACAUUUUUCAAUAUAUCAUUAAUAAUGAGGAAUUAAAAACUUUGGGCAUUUGGUGGGACACAAAGUUAGAUCUUUUAGGAUUUUCUUUAGACUUUGAAAUACCACAGUUCAUUAAAGUUACAAAACGGGCAAUUUUGAGUAUCAUUAGUAAGUUGUUUGACCCAUUGGGACUAGCAGGCCCAGUUCUCAUCCAAGCAAAGCUUAUUUUGCAGGACUUAUGGAAGUUAGCGCUUUCUUGGGAUGAGGCUGUACCUCUAAACAUUAGAGAAUCAUUUUUAAAUUUCUGUGAAGAAUUAAAGUCAUUAGCUAGGGUUAAAAUUCCUCGACAGGCCAUUUUAAAGAACAAUGUGAAUUUACAAGUUCACGGGUUUUGCGAUAGCAGUGAGAAGUCAUAUGGCGCAUGCGUAAUGCUUCGCUCAGUCGAUUCUUUAGGGAAUUGUAAUGUUUCACUACUGUGUGCAAAGGCUCGCAUUGCUCCAUUAAAGACCCAAACAUUGCCCAGACUUGAGCUCAUGGGAGCUGUAAUUUUGAGUCGUUUAAUGGACAAGUCCGUUAAGGCUUUAGAAAUUGAGUUGUCCGAGUCUAGCAUUUUUUAUUGGACAGACUCAACUAUUGUGUUGUGCUGGUUGCACUCUGACCCAUCUAAUUUAAAGAGUUUUGUAGCGAAUAGAGUGGCAGAGGUGCAACAGCUGACAAACAUUAAUCAAUGGCGACACGUCAGAACGCAUGAUAACCCUGCCGACAUUAUUUCUAGAGGGGCGACGCCAAAUGCUCUUUUAAAAAAUCGGUUGUGGUGGGACGGACCUCAUUGGUUGACUUUAGAGCCUCAUUUGUGGCCUAAAGACCUACAGAUUCAUGAAACUAAGGUCACUGACCUGCCUGAAAAAAGAAAAGAUAAAAAUGUGUCACUUUUGACAGCCUAUUUUGAAGAUUCAGAUAUUUUUGUCAAAUUUUCAUCUUUUCCUAAACUCCAGAGAGUUUUUGCCUACAUUUUGCGUUUUAUUAAAAAUUUAAAAUUCAAAAGGCAAAAUCGACUAGACGAGGUUCAAGUCGGACCACUCACAGUACAAGAAUUUAAAGACGCACUUUUAAAACUAACGUUUAUAGCGCAAAGUCAAAUGUUUGCGCCAGACAUAGAACAUUUACACAAAAACGGGACAGUCAGUAAGAAAAGCAAGAUUUUAAGUCUAAAUCCCUAUCUAGAUAAAUGUGGUUUAUUAAGAGUAGGGGGGCGAAUUAAAAAUUCAGAUCUAAGUCACGAUCAUAAACAUCCCUUGCUUAUUAAAAAUAAACACCCAUUUUCUUUACUUGUCAUUCAGUAUGAGCAUAUACGGAACUUUCACGCCGGUGCUCAAGCGACAUUAUAUGCUGUUAGGCAAAGGUUUUGGUUAGUUAAUGGGAGAAACUCCGUCCGCGCAUUUAUACGAAGUUGCGUAACUUGUUUCAAGGCAAAUCCCACGCCUAAUGUAGUCAAUCAAAUGGCAGAUUUGCCGGAGCGCAGGGUAGUACCUGCCCGCGCGUUUCUUAAAAGCGGCGUAGAUUUUGCUGGACCUUUCCUUAUAAAAAACAUGACUAAAGCUGUGCAUUUUGAAAUAUGCACCGAUCUUUCUAGUGAGACAUUUCUCGCAGCAUUAAAACGAUUUAUAUCGCGAAGAGGUAUUUGCCAAUCUUUGUUAUCGGACAACGGUAGUAAUUUUAUAGGUGCCCGUCGCGAACUGCAUGUUACCGAUUUACAAGUCCUCACGCCUGCUCAUUUCCUGAUUGGAGGUGCAUUAAAGACAAUUCCUGAUAAAGACUUUUGUGAAGUUCCCAUUAAUCGGUUGAGCCACUAUCAAAGAAUUCAGAAGAUGUACCAACAAUUCUGGCGGCGUUGGAAAAACGAAUACUUGUCCAACCUUCAACAAAGGGCUAAAUGGCAAACAGGGAGUGACAAAGCUCUGAAGGUGGGCACAAUGGUCAUCCUCAAGGAGGACAACACACUGCCUAUGCAUUGGCCUCUAGGCAGAAUCACGGAGCUAUUUCCUGGCAAAGACGGAUUUGUUAGGGUUGUCAAUGUUAGAACCAAGACCGGCACUUUGCGAAGGCCAACCUCUAAAAUUUGUGUUCUACCUUUACCCGACGAAGACAACCAUCCGUAA